AUGGAUCUUAGAAACCAGACUCUAAUUAACCAUUUCAUCCUCAUUGGUUUGUCUCAGAACCUGCAGACUUGUGUUUUGCUCUUUAUAACGUUUUGUGUUGUGUCUAUAUUGACCGUCCUCGGGAACGGCUUCCUGAUCUUCACCGUUAUCGUCAGUCCUAAGUUACACACUCCUAUGUAUUAUUUCCUCUGUAAUUUGUCUUUUCUGGAUUUGUGUUGUUCAUUGUCCACUGGUCCAAAAAUGCUUUUUGAUCUAUUUUCAAUGAGUAGAAGGAUUUCACUCAUUGGUUGUCUCACACAAAUGAACAUUUUAUUAUUCCUAGCAGUAACUGAAUGCAUCCUGCUGGCGGUGAUGGCCUAUGACCGGUAUAUCGCUAUAUGCUCCCCCUUAUAUUACACCAUCAUUAUGAAUUGGAGAGUCUGUAGAUCUAUCACUGUUAUUAUGUGGUUGGGAAGUUUCAUUUUAUCUACUGUUCCCACUAUGGUAAAACCUCUUAUAUUUUGUAAAGAAAACACAUUGGACCAUUUUGUUUGUGAAGUCUUGGCCCUUCUGGAGGUGGCAUGUGGUGACCUCUCCUUUUAUAAGAUAACUAUAGUUGCUAUAGGGUUUUUCACAUUAUUAUCCCCUCUUGUCCUCAUUGUUGUGUCUUAUAUUUGUAUUAUUAUUUCUAUAUUAAAAAUCCAUUCAGUAGAAGGAAGAUCCAAGGCUUUCUCCACCUGCGCCUCCCACCUCACUGUGGUGUUCAUAUUUUUUGUUACGAUUAUGAUCAUGUACAUGGGGCAGACAAAGAGCUUCUCGUCUUAUGUCAAGUAUAUUUCCCUUAUUUAUGCAAUGUUUACUCCUGUAUUAAAUCCAGUGAUCUACAGCCUGAGGAACAAUGAAGUAAAAGAGGGAUUCCGGAAAAUCCUGACCACAGGGUGUAUGACACUUACGAUGCUGUAG
Messenger RNA from Hyla sarda, 942 nucleotides. RefSeq names its product olfactory receptor 13-like. The transcript has a single exon. Gene Ontology annotation, cellular component: membrane. Gene Ontology annotation, molecular function: olfactory receptor activity; G protein-coupled receptor activity. The record is from RefSeq and is a predicted model, not a curated record. Lineage: Eukaryota; Metazoa; Chordata; Amphibia; Anura; Hylidae. The coding region runs from base 1 to 942 and encodes 313 amino acids. Gene Ontology annotation, biological process: G protein-coupled receptor signaling pathway.